This is a messenger RNA of Brenthis ino (lesser marbled fritillary), 414 nucleotides long. Lineage: Eukaryota; Metazoa; Arthropoda; Insecta; Lepidoptera; Nymphalidae. The record is from the annotation of a GenBank genome assembly.
AUGUUUAUCCGACGUUUACCAUCGAACGUUCAAAGUAUUUUCGCUGGGCACACAGAUCUACCACUGGAGAAGCUAGCGUCUAUGGCAGAUAGAAUUUUGGAUGCUACAACACAAAAUGAUUCUGCGAGGCCAGCUCCGUCGCCGUCUACAGCAUCUGAUUCAUCUGAUAGGACAGAUCCUGAAAUAGAGGAUUUAUCUCGUCGUGUGGACGCACUUAUGCGUCAAGUGUCAGUCCUAACAGUCAGAGUUUUGCAAAAUCAAAAUGAAAAUAGGUCAUCUAACAGGUCCCGUUCUCGACCGUACCGACCUGAACAAGAUUUUUGCUGGUAUCACCGACGCUGGCGAAAUAAGGCUCAUAAAUGCAUAAUUCCAUGCGCCUGGAAUGAAAUUUCUUUACCGAAAAGAGGAAGAAUG